AUUAUAAUCAUACAUGAGGUGCGAAGUAAAGCGACAGAGAGAGAGAGAGACAGACCUCGGUAUCUGUGUCUGCGGACUUCAGUGUGUACAUAUCCGACUCUGGCUUUCUGCCCUCCCUCCCUCUCCCUAGAAGCUAAUACUUAUAUUAGCUUCGAUUCGCUGUGCUUCUGCGGUGCUCGCAUAAGGGGACAAGGGAACGAGCUGGCCGCCUGCCCCUUAUACCCGCAUUCGAGAAGCCAUGUCCGAGCAGAGCAUCCAACAUUCUUGGAGCUUCCCCUACCAUGAAGAGCCUCAACACGGAUUUUGGGGCGAGAAGACCUCCACGUUGAAUUUCUGUGAGGAGGACUACGUGAUAAGUUAUUACUGCGCUGAAGUUUGCAAUACUAUAACCAAUGCCCUCUUCGUAUGGCUAGGCUACAAGGGCAUUCGAGGAUGCCUCGUGCACGCGCACCCUCCUAUCUUCAUUGUGACUUUUGCCGGGUACCUGGUGGUUGGCCUAGGAUCCACCUUCUUCCACGCCUCUCUCAAGUACCCGAUGCAGCUUGUGGAUGAGCUCGCCAUGAUCUACACGACUUGUUUCAUGUGCUUUGCUACGUUUACCUACGGCAGGUCUGCCCGCCUCGCGUCCUGCCUCGGCGCCGGCCUCGUCGGCCUCGCGUGGUUCAUCACAGCAAGGUAUUACGCGACCAAGGAUCCCAAGUUCCACCAGGAUGCCUACGCGGUCCUGACUGCCACCGUGGUGUUUUCUAACAUAUGGAUCAUGGAGCGACGGCUGAGGCCAGCCCUGAGAGCGAGGGAGACGGGCCGAGGAAGGGCUCGCUCUCCGAAGUUGCCGACGACCGACGAGGUGAUAGGCCGCAUGUGGGUCAUGGUGGUGACAGGCCUCAGUAUAUUCCUAGGUGGCUACCUCAUCUGGAACUUGGACAACGUAUACUGCAACACCAUUCGAAAAUGGAGACGUCAACUCGGGCUCCCGUGGGCCGUGGUACUCGAAGGGCAUGCUUGGUGGCACCUCAUGACCGGAAUCGGCGCGUACUUCUACAUCGUCUGGCGCAUUUGGAUCCAUCGCUGCCUGGAUGGCGACGAAGAGAAAUAUCGACUCGACUGGCCUCGGAUGGCCAAGAUGCCGGAAGUGGUCGCCGUAGACAGUGCCGGUGCCGCGUUAGCAGACAAGAAAAAUUAGCGACGUACCUAGGUAGCUAGGUAUACCUGCCUCUGCGCUGCGAGCACAAGCCAGGCGGAUCGCUUCGACAAUGCCUACGUGUGUAGGUAUGCAGGGCGAUAGAGGAGCAUUCAAGACAAGACUGAGAGAGGCCAGAAGCGGAGUGGAAGAGGAGAGAGGGCCAGCCGACCAGUUGCUGCCGUAGGUACAUGGACGCCUCUGCGUAAGGUGCAGCGGAUAGGUGCUUAUACCUACUGGCCCACCGCUUAUACGCAUAUGCGAGUUUGAAUUAGGAGGUACCAACAUACCUACCUACCAACCUACUAGGCGUCUAAUCUGUAUACUACGUAGCAGCAGGAAAUGGAAAGGCAUAUGUGCGCUUUAUAUAACCCGUCGCUUGAUUGAUAGCCAAUUCUGCC
Messenger RNA from Durotheca rogersii, 1581 nucleotides. Its product is annotated as putative alkaline phytoceramidase. The coding region runs from base 239 to 1183 and encodes 314 amino acids. Gene Ontology annotation, biological process: ceramide biosynthetic process; ceramide catabolic process. The record is from RefSeq and is a predicted model, not a curated record. Gene Ontology annotation, cellular component: endoplasmic reticulum membrane. NCBI's taxonomy places the organism in Eukaryota, Fungi, Ascomycota, Sordariomycetes, Xylariales, Xylariaceae. The transcript is spliced from 7 exons.